Trifolium pratense (red clover) is the source of this 2013-nucleotide messenger RNA. RefSeq names its product tubulin-folding cofactor E. Gene Ontology annotation, molecular function: protein binding. The record is from RefSeq and is a predicted model, not a curated record. NCBI's taxonomy places the organism in Eukaryota, Viridiplantae, Streptophyta, Magnoliopsida, Fabales, Fabaceae. The transcript is spliced from 15 exons. Bases 144 to 1748 code for a protein of 534 amino acids.
CUUGAUUUUGUGAGUCUUGGAUCCCUCCAUUUCUCUCUUCGUCGUCUCCGCCAUAUCCGCCACCGCAACUAGUCGCCGCCGCGAUCUAACCGCCACAUUUUCUCCAUCCCACACAGUCCCACCGCUAUUUCUUGCUUUGUUAAAUGGAGGAUUCUCCAAAUCAAACAAACGAAUUCAAUGUAGGCCAACGAGUACAUGCAUCUGGUGAUUCAACAAGAAUUGGCACAGUUAAGUAUGUGGGAAAUGUAGAAGGCUAUUCAGACACAUGGGUUGGAAUUGAUUGGGACUAUGGAGGAGGAAAACAUGAUGGAUCCAUCAAUAAUGUUCGCUAUUUUCAUGCUAAAUCUGAAAAAUCAGGUUCAUUUGUUCGUCCUAAGAAUUUGUGUAAAGGGAUUUCAUUGCUUCAAGCUCUUGAAAAAAGAUAUCGAAGUAACUCUACUAAAGAUGAAGAGGAGGAAAUGUAUGUUCUUUCAACUAGCAACAAGAAAGUUUCUAUUGAAUUAUUAGGUACAAGUGAAAUUAAUGAUAAGUUAAGUCGAUUUGAGGAGUUGACAAAUGCAUCAUUGGCAUAUAUGGGUGUUAGUUCCCCUGGAAUUCCAUGUGAACUUAGUUCUACAGUGCCGAAUAUAAAAGAACUUGAUCUGUCCGGGAACCUUCUUUCGGAGUGGAAGGAUGUUGGCAUCAUUUGUGAACAGUUACCUGCUCUGAAGGCUCUCAACUUAUCCUACAACUUAAUGUCACCAUAUAAAUCUGAGCUUCCAUUACUGAAAAGCAUCCGUGUUAUAGUUUUAAACAAUACCGGUGUAGAUUGGGAGCAGGUUGAACUGCUUAAACAGUCAUUGACAACAAUUGAAGAGCUACAUAUUAUGGGAAACAAUAUAAGCAGAAUAAUGCCUGUGUCAUCCUCUAUGGUUCAGGGAUUUGAUUCUCUGCGACUGUUGAAUUUGGAAGAUAAUUGUAUAGCUGAAUGGAGUGAAAUCAUGAAGCUUUCUCAGCUAAGAUGUUUGGAGCAGCUUUAUUUGAACAAGAAUUGUUUGAAUUCUCUCUUUUAUCCUGAUAAUGGUUGCCAGUAUUAUGAAUCCGAAGUUACUUCCUGCAAGCCCUUUCAAAAUUUGCGCUGCCUUCUGUUGGGUGACAACAACAUUAGUGAUCUAGCCUCUGUUGACUCGUUAAAUUUGUUUCCUAACUUGGUGGAUAUCAGGCUUUCUGGGAACCCAAUAACUGAUUCUACGAAAGGUGGGGUUCCAAGAUUUGUUUUGAUCGCUCGUUUAGCAAAAAUUCAGAUAUUAAAUGGGAGUGAGAUUACCUCUCGUGAAAGGAAGGACUCUGAGAUUAGGUAUGUUCGGCUUGUGAUCUCAAGGUUGCAUGCCAGUCCUGAAGAAAUCAAACAGCACCCCAGGUUUUCCGAGCUUAAGAAUUUUUAUGGAAUCGAGGAUCAAAAGCCUUUAAUUGGAGCAACUGGUGGCCCACAAGCAAUCAGCUCAGGAUUCUUGUCUAUCACUCUGAAGUGUGUUGGAGCAUCCAUGGGUGAGAAACAACCAAUGACAAAGAAGCUACCAGCAACAAUUACAGUUGGCAAGCUAAAAUUUCUAUGUGAAAGCUUUUUUAAGCUCAAGUCCAUGAAGCUAAAACUAUUUCUUCAAGAAGAGGGAUCUCCAUUGCCCAUGCUACUUGACAAUGACGCGUCAUCUCUUAUGGACCACGGGGUUGGCAAUGAUUCAGUUAUCCUCGUAGAUGAAGAUAGUUGAUUAAAAUAUCCAAAAAUAAAAUAAAAUUGUGAACAGCCUUAUGGUGUAAUCUAUAUACUGUUCUGGUUAGCGCGAUUAAUCUCAUAUGAAAGUAUGAGUUUGUAAUUGAAAAUGUAUUCUGUUAAGUAGGUCACAAGAUUUUGUUAAAUUCAUCAUUUUUUUUUUUGACUCAGUUAAAUUCAUCAUUUGAACUUCUUAUUUUUGGGAAUUUGAUGUACUAUAUGACGGGAAUUAUUUUUUACCCCGUGCUCGCUUUAUUACAAAA